GAAGGCACCUCCCUGUCUGUAACCUGGCCCUUAUUUCCCAUUCCCGGAGACUACUAUAAAGGGGACUGAGACACAGGCAAGUCUUGUUUGUGUUCACCUGGUGCAAGAUCAACUCACAAGCCAGCUAAACUCAACUAACAAAGAGAGAAGCCCUAGGAGUCCGCAUACAGAAACGCGAGAAUGACUUCCACAGCAAGUCGAUUUGCUCAUCAGCAAAAGAGAGAGGAAGGCAUUGGCACCAAUGAAAACGCAGUGAAGUUUCGAGAGCAGGAUUAUGAGACUCUAAAGCAGCAGUGCCUGAAGAAAGGACGCCUGUUUGAGGAUGACUGCUUUCCAGCAGAAGGCAAAUCACUGGGCUACAAUGAGCUGGGACCAUACUCAUCAAAGACCAGGGACAUUGUUUGGAAGAGGCCAAAGGAGCUGUGUCCCAACCCAAAUUUCAUUGAGGAUGGGGCCACAAGGACGGACAUUUGCCAAGGAGCUCUAGGUGACUGCUGGCUUCUGGCUGCCAUAGCUUCUCUCACUCUUGACCAAAGUAUCCUGGCUCGAGUGGUGCCCCCCAAUCAGAGUUUCACUGAAGAUUAUGCUGGAAUAUUUCACUUCCAGUUCUGGCAGUAUGGUAAGUGGGUGGAUGUGGUCAUUGAUGACCGUUUACCCACCAGAAAUGGAAAGCUGCUGUUCGUCCACUCAGAGCAGGGUACAGAGUUUUGGAGCGCCUUGCUGGAGAAGGCCUAUGCAAAGGCGAAUGGCUCCUAUGAGGCUCUGUCAGGAGGAAACACGAUAGAGGGUUUUGAAGAUUUCACAGGAGGAAUCGCAGAAAUUUACACCUUAGACAAGGCUCCAGCACAUCUCUUCCAAAUCAUUCAGAAGGCUUUGGGCCUGGGAUCAUUGCUGGGUUGCUCUAUUGAUAUCACCAGUGCCUCUGAGACAGAGGCAGUCACAUCUCUAAAGCUUGUUAAAGGCCAUGCAUACUCUCUUACUGGUGCAGAAGAGGCUAAUUACAGAGGCAGGAAGGUUCAACUGGUUCGUAUCAGAAACCCAUGGGGCCAGGUUGAGUGGACAGGGCCUUGGAGUGAUGGAUCCAGUGAAUGGAACUACAUUGGUAAAGAUGAGAAAUCAAAGUUGAAUAAUGUGGCUGAAGAUGGAGAAUUCUGGAUGUCCUAUUCAGAUUUCAUCCGGCAUUUCUCCAAACUGGAGAUCUGUAAUUUGACCCCAGAUACACUCACAAGCGACGAUGUAGGCAGUUGGAACAAUUGCCAAUUUGAAGGGAUGUGGAGGGUCGGCUCCACAGCUGGUGGCUGCCGCAAUCAUGCAGCUACAUUUCCAUCCAACCCUCAGUUUGUGGUGCGUCUGGAGGAGGUGGAUGAUCAUCCUCUAGAUGGAAAGGAUGGAUGCACCUUUCUGGUGGGGCUGAUGCAAAAAGAUGGAAGACAGCAGAGAAAGCUUAACUCCAACCUCGAGACCAUCGGCUUUGCCAUUUAUAAGGUCCCAGAUGAGUACAAAGGCAGCAGCAACGUUCACCUUGGCCCUGAUGUCUUGUUGCGUCAAAGAGCCGUGGCCAUGAGCAGCACUUUCAUCAACACACGCGAAGUGUGUGACCGUUUCAGACUCCCUCCUGGAGAAUAUGCCAUAAUUCCUUCAACCUUCCAGCCUCACAAGAAUGGCAGUUUCAUUCUCAGGGUGUUCUCAGAGAAAAAAGCCGAUAUCAGUCCACUAGAGGAGGACAUUGAUGCUAAAAUAGAGGAGAAGGAGCUAUCUGAAAGUGAUGUGGAUCCUCAUUUCAAGAAAAUCUUCAAGCAGAUCGCUGGUGAUGACAUGGAGAUUUCGGCCUUUGAACUGGUCACAAUUUUGAACAACAUUGUUUCUCACCGGUCCGACAUCAAGACAGACGGAUUCAGCCUUAGCACAGGUCGCCUUAUAGUCAGUCUGCUGGAUAGAGAUGAAAGUGCCAAGUUGGGACUGAUGGAGUUCCACUUGCUCUGGACCAAAAUCCAGAGAUACCUGGAGAUCUUCAAGAGUCAUGACACAGACAACUCUGGCACCAUGAGCUCCCAUGAGAUGAGAGAUGCUGCCACUGAAGCAGGUUUCCAAGUCAACAGUGCUGUGCUGCAGGCCAUGGUCUAUCGUUAUGCUGAUGCUCAGUAUGCCAUAGACUUUAACAACUUUGUGAGCUGUCUGAUUAAACUGGAGAUGCUCUUCAAAAUUUUCAAGACUCUGGAAAGAGAUAACUCAGGGAAGAUUGAGCUGGACAUGCAACAGUGGAUGUGCCUUGCGAUAAACUAGCUCUGAAGAUGACACAUUAAAGGACCAAAACGAAGCAGUGAAAGGUUAAUCAUUUCACAUAAAUUGCAUUAAACACCAGUAUAAAAAAAAGAGAAUUUACUUUCACUUUCUUAAUUCUUUUAUGACCAUGUCUUUUUAGACUCUCAUGCAUUAUUUUAUUUCAAAUAACUUCCUUUAAAAAUGUUUGUGCACUGGGAUAAACCUGUUUGCCUUGGUUUUCUUUGCUUGUUUGCAACUUCUGUCAAAUGCAAAAAAAAAAUGUGACAAAAUAAAUAAAUAAUAAUGAAAAAACAA
This is a messenger RNA of Melanotaenia boesemani (Boeseman's rainbowfish), 2577 nucleotides long. Its product is annotated as calpain-2 catalytic subunit-like. Lineage: Eukaryota; Metazoa; Chordata; Actinopteri; Atheriniformes; Melanotaeniidae. The transcript has 21 exons. The record is from RefSeq and is a predicted model, not a curated record. Gene Ontology annotation, biological process: proteolysis. Gene Ontology annotation, cellular component: cytoplasm. Bases 181 to 2283 code for a protein of 700 amino acids. Gene Ontology annotation, molecular function: calcium ion binding; calcium-dependent cysteine-type endopeptidase activity.